Molecule: messenger RNA, 4333 nt
Organism: Linum tenue
Lineage: Eukaryota; Viridiplantae; Streptophyta; Magnoliopsida; Malpighiales; Linaceae
Source: the annotation of a GenBank genome assembly
CCUCUUGAAUUCUCCUUCAGGCUUCCCAAGUUCUUUUGAGUGGUGAUCAAUCAGAGUGGAAUGCAUUGAUGGAAGCAGAAGGAAUGCUCAGUGAUGGCUCUGUGCGUGAUAAAUAUCUAGCUGAAGCUGCAAACGUCAUCUCUGCCAACUGCACAGUUGAUGGCAUUGCAUGUGAUGUAUCAUCCACGGAGGUUUUAAGGGAGCCAUUCUUCUCAGCAAAGCUUUUACGGCUUAUUGGAAUUCUUUCUGAAUUCAGGUUGCAGCGUGAUAUGAAGUGUAUCAUCUUUGUCAAUAGGAUUGUCACAGCAAGAUCCUUGUCUUACAUACUGCAAAAUCUUAAAAACUUACCCUCUUGGAAGUGUGGCUUUCUAGUUGGGGUCCAUUCUGGGUUGAAGAGUAUGUCCCGAAAAACAAUGAACAACAUUCUGGAGCAGUUCCGCACCGGAAAGUUGAAUUUGUUGGUUGCAACUAAAGUAGGCGAAGAAGGACUUGACAUUCAGACGUGUUGCCUCGUAAUCCGUUUUGACCUUCCAGAAACUGUUGCGAGCUUCAUACAAUCAAGAGGUCGUGCUCGAAUGCCCCAGUCUGAAUAUGCAUUUUUGGUGAACAGUGACAACCAAAAUGAGCGAGACUUAAUAGAAAGCUUCCAGGAAGAUGAACAAAGGAUGAACAUCGAAAUCUCUUGCAGAACAACUGAUGAGAAAUUUGAUAGUCCUGAGGAAAGUGUAUACAAAGUAGAAACAUCCGGUGCUUGUAUCAGUUCUGGAUACAGUAUUUCAUUGCUCUAUCACUACUGUGCAAAACUCCCUCGUGAUGAGUAUGCAUUGUUCUCUUUCGGUUCCGCGCUUCUUUCUUUGUUCUUUAACCCUAAGCCAGAAUUUUACUAUUUGAAUGACUUGGAGGGUACUGUAUGUCAGAUUAUCUUGCCUUCCAAUGCUCCCCUACAUCAAAUAAUCAGUGCGCCACAUUCUUGUAUGGAAGCUGCAAAAAAGGAUGCUUGUCUGAAAGCCAUUGAACAGUUACAUAAGCUCGGUGCACUAAACAAUUUUCUUUUGCCCGAGCGAGGGAGUUUAGAGGAAGAAUUAGCAGAGGAAGACUGCAUUGAGCCCGAAGGUGCAGAGCAGGGAUCCCGAGAACUUCAUGAGAUGCUUAUCCCCACAAUCCUGAAGGAAUCAUGGACAAGUACUGAGGAUGUUGUCCUAUUGAGCUCUUAUUAUAUAGAAUUCCAUCCAGUUCCAGAGGAUCGUACCUAUAAGAAGUUUGGUCUUUUUGUGAAGACACCUUUACCGCAAGAUGCUGCAAGCAUGGAACUUGAUCUGCAUUUGGCCCGUGGCAGAUAUGUUGCAACAAAGCUUGUCCCAUCCAGAAUGUCAGCCUUUAAUAGAGAUGAGAUUGUGCAGGCACAGAAUUUCCAAGAAAUGUUUUUCAAAGUCAUUCUCGACCGUUCUGAACUUACUUCUGGAUUUGUUCAUUUGGGAAAGAAUGGUUUCUCUAAAUCAAGCCCAACUUUCUACUUACUACUUCCCGUCAUUUUGGAUGGUUGUGGAAAUGAAGUGUUGGUUGAUUGGGAUAUCAUCAGAACAUGUUUAUCAUCUCCCGUUUUCAGAAGUCCUGGUGAUAUGAAAGUGGAGGAAGAUCCUAUCUCUGACACUCAUUUGCUACUAGCUAAUGGUCGUAAAAAGAUAACGGAUGUAGAAAAUAGCUUAGUCUAUGCUCCAUAUAAGAAAAUAUUUUACUUUAUUACCAACGUCAUUCCUGGAAAGAAUGGUUUCAGCCCACAUAAAGGUUCAGAACCUCCCAGCCAUAUGGAGCACUUGACUACAACGAAUAACAUCGAUCUGAAGUAUCCUAAACAGCCACUUCUACGUGCAAAACCACUGUUUCAGUUGCACAACUUGCUACACAAUCGAAUAAAAGAAAAAUCAGAAUAUUUGGAACUAGAUGAGUACUUCAUUGAUUUGGCUCCAGAGCUCUGCGAGUUGAAGAUUGUUGGUUUUUCUAAAGAUAUUGGGAGUUCAAUAUCUCUGUUACCGUCAAUCAUGCAUCGUCUUCAGAACUUGCUUGUGGCCAUUGAACUAAAGGGCUUAUUAUCUGCUUCAUUUUCCGAGGGAGCUGAAAUCACUGCCAAUAGAGUCCUGGAAGCGCUCACCACAGAAAAUUGCCAAGAACGCCUUUCUCUAGAACGACUGGAAAUUCUUGGUGAUGCAUUUCUCAAAUUUGCUGUUGGUCGACGCCUUUUUCUUAUGGACGAUCUUCUUGAUGAGGGGGAGCUGACCAACAAAAGAUCUAAUGCAGUUAAUAAUUCCAAUCUGUUCAAGUUAGCAGUUAGAAGCAACUUACAGGUGUAUAUACGUGACCAGCCAUUUGAUCCAUUUCAAUUUUUUGCUCUGGGCCAUCCUUGCAAAGUAAUUUGCACCGAGGAAUCAGAAGCAGCUGUUCAUAAUGUAUCUAGGUCCUCAGUAGAUAAUCCCAAUAGUGAAAUGAGAUGCAGUAAAAAUCAUCAUUGGCUGCACAAGAAAACAAUGGCUGAUGCAGUUGAAGCUCUUGUUGGAGGGUUUAUAGUCGAUAGUGGAUUCAAAGCUGCAGCUGCUUUCCUUAGAUGGAUUGGCAUUAAAGUUGAAUUCGGAGAAUCCCAAGUUACUGAGAUUUGUGCUGCAAGCAGUCGGUACAUGCCACUUGCUGCUUCUGUGAACAUUGCUACUCUCGAGAAGUCACUAGGGUAUUCCUUUCAUCACAAAGGCCUGCUUCUACAAGCGUUUCUUCAUCCUUCUUACAACAAGCAUGGAGGAGGCUGCUAUCAGAGACUGGAGUUUCUCGGAGAUGCUGUCAUGGAUUACCUUAUCACCUCAUAUUUGUUCUCAGUUUAUCCAAAGAUGAAGCCUGGGCACUUGACGGAUCUUAGAUCAGCAUUGGUCAACAAUAGGGCUUUUGCCAAUGUUGCAGUUGCUCGAUCUUUCCACAAGUUUCUUAUUAGUGAUUCCAGUGCCCUCUCUGAGGCCAUAGAAGCUUAUGUGGACUUUGUUCAAGCACCUGCUAAAGAAGGCGGUUUUCGUGAAGGGCCAAGAUGUCCCAAGGCACUUGGUGAUGUAGUUGAAUCUUGUAUGGGUGCCAUUCUUCUUGACACGGGGUUUGAUCUGAACCACGUCUGGAAGUUAGUACUAUCGUUUUUGGACCCUAUUAUGAAGUGUCCCAACCUGAAGCUCAACUAUGUUAGGGAGUUGCGAGAAUUAUGCCAGUCGUACAACUGGGUUUUGGAGUUUGAAUCAUCAAAGAAAGGAAGAGCCUUCUCAGUUGAAGCCAAAGUGAGCAGUAAAGAUGUGUCUCUAUCAGCCUCUGCAUGCUACUCAAACAAGAAAGAAGCCACGAUGAUUGCGUCCCAGAAAGUAUUUGCGAAUUUAAGGGCUCAGGGUCAUGGUCAAAAGUCCAACUCUCUUGAGCAAGUUUUGAAGCAUAGUAACAAGGAAGAGGCCAAGUUGAUAGGAUUUGAUGAAACUCCUGUCGACAUUGCCACUGCUGAUGCCUGUGAACCCAGAGGGCGUGUCUAUGAUCCCCAGCAUUAUUCACUCAAAAGAGUUGGUGAUCGUACACCACCACCUUGUUCGAGUUCUUCCAGCACAAAAUCCCAACCUUCAAUAGCAUUACGGGCAUCAGCUGUUAUCCACCAACGAUCAGCAAGAACGAGAUUAUAUGAAGUCUGCACUGCAAACUGUUGGAACCCUCCUUUGUUCGAUUGCUGCUUUGAAGAAGGACCAAGCCACUUGAAGUCUUUUGUUUUCAAGGUCACGGUGGAAAUUGAAGACUCACAGAGCAUGACGUUGGAGUGUUUUGGGAAUUCUCACACCAGGAAGAAAGUUGCAGCCGAGAGCGCAGCAGAGGCCGCACUAUGGUACCUUAAACAUGAAGGUUAUGUACUAUGAAAAGACUGGCUGACCAAUUUUAACACCAGGAUAGAGAUCUUCAUGGCUAUGUUUAUCACAAGAAACCAGCCGGGUCUUCAUCUCCAUUACUGAAGCUUGUAGGUAUUUGAUCAACUGGUAGAUAUGCUAAUGCUGAUAGUAGUGUUGUUUGUUUCCGGGCUCUCUUGUAUUUUCUUUUUGUGUAGAUGACCCGCCUAAGCUAUAAGCUAGAUGGUACCAGUCUGGGCACAAUGUCUUAGACUGAGGAAUCUGAUAGAUCCUGUCUGUAACUGAGACCUAAUUGUUGAGCAUUGCUUAACCCAGGGAACAUAUUGCACACAUAUAUAUAGAGAGAAGCUAAUCCUUAAACAGGAAUGGCAACAGUCUGUGCCCAUUGCUUCUUAACAUUGCAAGUCAGGUCAUUGCGGGUCCCAGAU